AUGCCGGCGAGAUUUGUAAUUUUGACGGAGCAUCAGCCCAUACUCUCUGAGAAGCUGCGGUCUUAUGACACGGCAGAUGCCAAGGGACGCAAGACUCUGGUUCAGAGCUUGUGCCAGAAGCUGAAGACACAGUUUGUCGACACGUCAAAUUAUGACGACAUCAUUGUGGAAACUAAAAUCCGAGAGUGGCUCAAUAACCACGCCCACCAUGCGCAGGAGAAAGCGACGAAAAAGCGUAUGCAUGUUUCUGGCAAGCCCAAUGCCUUCAAGGUGUGGGAUGCGCUGGAGAGGGACAAGGUGACUGAGGCCGCGCGAGCACUCGUGGCAGAAAAGGGUUGCAAUGUCUCCAAGGUGUGGAGAGUCGCACGGAGUGCUGAAUGGGCAAAACUGUCCGAGGAGGAGCAGAAGGUGUAUGAGGAAAAGGCGGAAAGUUGGCGCAAUGGCACUCUGGAUGAUAAGACGAAAAUGAAGCUAAGGGAGCAGCGAAUGAUGCAAUAUCUGAAGAAGUUUGCCAAGACUAUGUGGGACACCAUGGACAUUCGCAUGGCAUUCAUGCUAGCAUAUCCGAAGGAAGCGAGGAGUCUGAAGGUAGAGAUGGUGGAGGUCAACCAUGCCAUCACCAAUGGAACUCCAUUUGGGGCCUAUCCUGGGUGGCUGUGUGCUUACCAGCCUCUAGCAAAGGUGUUCUCUGAGUGGGCCAAAGGCGAAUACGGUGUGACUGAGACUACGGUGAUGGUGAAGAAGACACCUGCCGAUUGCAUGCGGGCCAUGGACAAGAUUCAGUUGAUGGCCAACAGUUUUCCUCUGCUCCCGUCGAUGCCUGAAGGUAUGGCGGAAGCGCCUCUCAAGGUGAUGAAGGUACAAGUUCGAGACUUCAUGAAUCAUCACUACGCAUUGGCGAAGGGUGUUCGGAACUGCAAGUCGCCAUGGACGAAGCUGAACAGCAUAGACGACAUCAAUGAGGUUAUUCCAGCGGAGAUGCUACCUGAGAACUUCCAGUGGAUCGAUCCCUCAAAGGUGAUAAGUGUUCCCUACUUCGACAAGGAUGGCGAAGCUGCUCCCACCAAGUAUGAUCCUCUUCCACCACUUGACGGAUCAGCACAGGCAUUAGAAGAAGGAUCUGAACAUGAGGUCCAAGAAGCACUCACACCCAAGAAGGUGGGGAAGGCGAAGAAGAAGGGUAAACCUGUGCGCAAGGCCACGGGAAAGGCGGCAUCGAAGGCGACAAAGGGCAAAGCGGCCCCUGGUGGAGCCAAAGGCGGUGGGCGUAAACGCAAGAUGAAAGAUGCAUACGACUCAGAAGACGAUGCCAGAAGCAGCCAAGACUCUGAUCGGAGUUCGCCAGAUAUACCCAGCAUGGCUUCCGAAGAAGAUACGGCCAGCGAUGAAGAUUCAGGGGAUGGCGAGAGCGUGAUUGCGAAUAAAGUGAAGGGCAAGGCAGUCACCACCACCAAUGGACGUAAGGCUAACAAUGGCAGUGCACCUCAAGCGAGUGGUAGCGGCGGUGCCAAGACGAAGGCAAAGUGA
Sparassis crispa is the source of this 1527-nucleotide messenger RNA. RefSeq lists its product as hypothetical. The transcript is spliced from 7 exons. The record is from RefSeq and is a predicted model, not a curated record. The coding region runs from base 1 to 1527 and encodes 508 amino acids. NCBI's taxonomy places the organism in Eukaryota, Fungi, Basidiomycota, Agaricomycetes, Polyporales, Sparassidaceae.